AUGGAUGACGACUUCACCCCUCAAGGUCUUGGAGGUACACUUGACUGUGUCUUUCACGUUUUUCGCGUCUUUCAAAAGAGAUGGAAAGACUUCCUUGCCAUUAGUCUUCUUGUGUACCUCGCUGGGUUGAUUGUUGCAAUCUUAACGGCUCUGUUGAUGGGAAACGACUUGAAGAUUGAUGGAUUCAGUAUUCAACCACAGUUCAGUGUCAACGUUGGAGGCGGUAAUCAGACACAAACUGAUAAUUCAUCGUUCUACAUUCAAUACUGGCAAUUGGCUGCGUACUUGAUCGAAGUGCUCAUCUACUACUGCUUUUCGUGCAUUGCUCAUGGUGCGAGUGUAUGGCUUGCGACCCACUUGUACUUGGAACAGUAUCCGUCGAUCCUAAAUGGUUUCUCAAAUGCUGGAACCAAAGUGGUGUCUCUGGCAUGGUCAUUGAUUCUUAUUUCAAUGAUUGCAGUUGUCCCAUGUUUCUCCAUUCUUGCGGCACUUCGAGACUAUCUUGUACUUGCAAUUCUGCUUGUUUGCAUUGUAACUGGUUUUCUGCAGGUCAUAUUUUACCACGCCUAUCCAGUCAUUAUGGUUGAAAAUAAAGGGGGGCUGCAGGCACUUUCCAGAUCCUUCGAAAUCUCAAGUGGUCAUCGAGUAUAUAUCUUUUGCAUUCUCUUCACAUGGGGACUCAUUCGUUCCAUGAUCGGUUUGCUCAUUGCCCUGAUUUCGAGUACUGGUCUCAAACAAGAGCUCACCUUCAAUGAAGACUACAUGUCUUGGGAUGUUGAGGUAUCCCGCGGUUGGCAGUACUAUUUUGCACAAGUCCUUGAUACAAGCUUUGGAAUUAUCUUCUUGGCCCUUGAGUCAGUUUUCCAAGCAGUCCUGUACUUGCGGAACCGUGCCGCCAAUGAAUCGUUGGAUAGAGUCGGCUUGGCAUCGGAACUUGGAAGCACAGAAGAUGGCGAUUACAUCACAAUGACAACUGCAUCAUCUUCCAACGAGGAAUCAAGAAAUGACAAAAACGCCAAGGAAGAUCCAGGAACUUUGCCAUAA
Molecule: messenger RNA, 1044 nt
Organism: Cylindrotheca closterium
Lineage: Eukaryota; Bacillariophyta; Bacillariophyceae; Bacillariales; Bacillariaceae
Source: the annotation of a GenBank genome assembly